This is a messenger RNA of Histoplasma capsulatum G186AR, 729 nucleotides long. RefSeq lists its product as uncharacterized. The transcript has 7 exons. Lineage: Eukaryota; Fungi; Ascomycota; Eurotiomycetes; Onygenales; Ajellomycetaceae. The record is from RefSeq and is a predicted model, not a curated record. Bases 1 to 729 code for a protein of 242 amino acids.
AUGGAUAUACAACCUGCGACAGGCAGCGGGAGCCGGAUGCAAGGUAAUUGCUAUGCUUCUCGAGGGACGAUACCUCCUAAACCCAAAGUUCAGUUAUUUAUGCUUCAAACCCGCUUUUCCACGUUCUACGACAGCUACCAGUGGACUCUGAAAUUUAUGUACGGAUGGAUCGCACCAACACAUCAUGAGGAAUAUAGCCUCUAUUCCAACGGGAUGUCGGAUUUAUUUGGCUCUUUCGAAACUUUCUGGGUGAUACCUGUGAAGCCCAUUUGGAUAGUCCAGAAACUUCGAAGUAGAGGAGGCAAUUCGAAGGACUUCCUACCUAAUCAGCAAAUGCAACAGGGAUCUUAUACUACCUCGGGAAGAACUGUGAGCCAUGUAUCGAUGCCCCUUGCUCGGUUGAGAGACUUAGGAAACGGCUUUAAAAAGAUCCGAUUGUAUUUGUUUCAACGGUACAAACUGAGGUGGCAAUGUGCAUUCCAGGGGAUUCAGAUGAAUGAGCAAUUCCCGCUAAAUACUGGGAUCUCAAAACCCUUGAACAAAACAAACCUCCAGGUGCGCUUGAGCAAGUAUGAGGCUGAGGAUUUGCCGCAGGAAGAGCUGAGUCCCAAAUUGGUUCCGGCAGGGGAAAUCUCCGCUAAUCCUGGUAAACGGAAGCGAAUGCUGGCCAAAGUUCAUGUUCCUGGACUGAAUGUUCGUGACAGAGGCUGGAGUAGCCACGAAUCAUAG